AUGGACCUUGUCGCCGUGAGAUGUGCCAAAUGCGACUCAACGCUGGGCACCCUCGUCAAUCUCUGGACGCAGAUUGGCAAAAAGUACAUCACCCCUGUGGCGUACGUGGAGGACAAGGCCGAGGCGGACAAGAUUGCUGCCACGGGUGCUGUUCGAACUGGCGAUGUGGGCACUCUUGUUGAGGGCUGUGGCCAAAUCAUCUUCCGCAUCGCUUCCAUCGUCCUCAAGCCAGCCAAGGACCUCCGUCGCAAAGCCGAGCCCAAGAUCCAGCGCAUCCUCCAGCUCAGGGGCCAACCGGCAACAACUCAACCCACGCCCUCCUCACCCCUCAACGGCAAGGCUAAUCCCCACCCUCAAAAUGGCGAGCCACCUCCAAGUCGAGCCAGCUUCGACAUCAUCCAGAUCCAAGCAGACCUCGAAGCCCAGCAAGAUGAAAUCCAGCGCAUCGGCGCCGCCGGCUUCCAAGUAAUGUCCGCCUUCGACAGCACAGUAGCCCGCUUCGAAAAGCAGAUGCGCCAACUCAGCGAAUCCGUCGCAAACGUCCGCCGCGAAGGCGAAGGGCAGCAAGCAGACAUCAAGUCCCUCAAGACGCAAAUGAGCGAUGCGAAAUGGAGCAGCGACGGCGACGCCGUGGUGGCUCGUCUGGAUCAGCAGCUCCAGACGACGGACAGGGUCGUCACGGAGCUCCGGCAAAUCAUCAAAAAGUCGCAAACAGAAACAAACCAUCUCCGAAAUGAAUUAUCGGCCGCGCAAAAGGAGAUUGCAGAGGUGAAGAGGGCGAAUGCCCGUCUGAAAAAGGACGCGGAUGAAGCGAAGCAGGUCGCACAGGAGGGCGUUGCCACGUCCAAGAUGUAUGCUUCAGAGGUGGCUUCGUUGAGGCGAGAGAUGGCACAGCUGCGGUCUGAACUUGUUGCGCAGCAGCAGGACAUGCGCCAUUCUUCGGUGGAUGAAGAUCCGUCUAUUUCGUCUCAUCAGCUGGAUAUCCUCGCCAGCAACAUCUCCAAGAUUGGCAACAGGGCCAGCCAGGUAGAGUCGCUGCAGAUGGAGUUUGACCUCUUCCGGACCCGGAUACAGCGGCUGGAAGCUCGGGUGGCUGGCGGCACGCCGAAUCCCAAUCGAAAGGAUAUCCGAGCCUCUUAUGCAGAGUACGACAACGGUUCGGCGGCUGAAGGCAGUCAGUCCCACUACGGAUCGACCACGCGCAACAAGAAAAGGCCACCGUUGACGAGAGAGGACAGCCAUAUCGUGAACUCGACUCCUCCCAAACGGGUGGCCAUCUCGUCAGGUUAUCCCACCCUUGGCGCCGCUGCCUACGACGAACAGCAACAAUCGUCACCUGGGACAAUGGCCCUGGUCGAGACUCCAGUUCAACGGCGGACGGCGGCAGCAUCGUCAAACAAGAGCACUGCAAGGCGUGGCAGAUGGGCAAAAGCUUGA
Trichoderma reesei QM6a is the source of this 1437-nucleotide messenger RNA. RefSeq lists its product as uncharacterized. Bases 1 to 1437 code for a protein of 478 amino acids. The transcript has 2 exons. The record is from RefSeq and is a predicted model, not a curated record. Lineage: Eukaryota; Fungi; Ascomycota; Sordariomycetes; Hypocreales; Hypocreaceae.